AUGAAGUCGACCAAGUCCAACCCGGACAGUUAUGAUCCGUCCAACGAAAGCAUCUCCGAGUUUAUUGUCAACAAAGAGUGGAAGCUGAUCAAGAAGAUUGGCGCCGGCUCAUUCGGAGAAAUCUUCAUGGCCGUGCACAAGAAGACCCGAGAGCCGGUGGCCAUUAAAAUGGAGCUCUACAAGCCCGGCGUGCCGAUCCAACUGCAAACGGAGUGCCAACUCCUCCGCGUCCUCAACAACAGUCCCGGCAUUACCAAACUCUUCUGGUUCGGACGCGAUGGAGUGCAAAACCUUUACACAGCUCUGGUCAUGGAGUAUCUGGGCCCAAGUCUGGAGGACCUGCAUGUCUACUGCGACUGCAAAUUCUCCAUCAAAACGGUCGCCAUGAUUGCGGAUCAGAUGAUAAAACGCAUUGAAACGCUGCACAAAAACUGUCUCAUCCAUCGUGACAUUAAGCCGGACAACUUCGUGAUGGGCGUCGGCAACAACUUCAACACCGUCUACGUCAUUGACUUUGGCCUCUCCAAGUACUACAUGGACCCGAAGACCAAAGAGCACAGCAUAUUUCGAGACUUCCGAAACCUGACCGGCACCGCUCGCUAUUGCAGCAUCAACGCUCACGCCGGCUACGAGCAGUCGAGGAGAGACGAUCUUGAGUCGCUGGGCUAUGUUUUCAUCUACUUCGUCCGGGGCUCUUUGCCAUGGCAGGGCCUGCAGGCCGACAGCAAACGGGAAAAGUUUCGCAAAAUCUACAAAACCAAACUGGGCGUCCGAAUCGACUCUUUGUGCCAAGGUUUGCCGGAGGAGUUCGCCAAAUACCUGCACUAUUGCCGAAAUCUCGCCUUUGAAGAGGAGCCCAAAUACCGCUACCUGAGAAAUCUUUUCUGGAGGGUACUGGAGAAACGGAACCUAAAGUACGACUUUCAGUAUGACUGGCUGAAAAUGUGCUCCACGGAAUAA
Protopolystoma xenopodis is the source of this 960-nucleotide messenger RNA. NCBI's taxonomy places the organism in Eukaryota, Metazoa, Platyhelminthes, Monogenea, Polystomatidea, Polystomatidae. The record is from the annotation of a GenBank genome assembly.